CGGCGGGCUCGGCCGGCGGCUGGCGGCAGCGGGGCCAUGGCCGCCGACGUGUUCAUGCGGCCGGCGCGGCUCCUCGGGGCGGCGGGGCCGCUGUCCCCCCGCACGGAGCCCGACGAGGACUCGUCGGACACGGACGAUGGGGGCGCCUCGCCGGGCGGAGGGCGGCGGUGCGGGCCUCGGCGGGGGCAGCCCCCGGGCCCCCAGAUCAUCCACUCGGGCCACUUCAUGGUCUCGUCGCCGCACAGCGAGCACCCGCCCAAGAAGGGCUACGACUUCGACACGGUCAACGAGCAGACCUGCCAGACCUACCAGUUCGGGGCGGCCCGCGGCGGCGGCGGCGCCGGCGGGCGCCUCAGCAUCGACGCCUCUCUCACGAAGCUCUUCGAGUGCAUGUCCCUGGCCUACAGUGGAAAGCUGGUUUCUCCAAAAUGGAAAAAUUUUAAAGGCUUGAAACUUCAGUGGAGAGAUAAAAUCCGUCUCAAUAACGCCAUCUGGAGGGCAUGGUACAUGCAAUACCUGGAGAAGCGCAAGAAUCCAGUGUGCCACUUUGUGACUCCACUGGACGGCUCUGUUGAUGUCGAUGAACAUCGUCGGCCAGAGGCCAUUGCAACAGAAGGAAAAUACUGGAAGCGAAGAAUUGAAAUAGUCAUCAGGGAAUACCACAAGUGGAGAACAUACUUCAAGAAAAGGUUACAGAAACAUAAAGAUGAAGAUCUUUCAAGUUUGGUCAGGGAUGAUGAUGUGGUUCUCUGGCAAAAAAGAAGGUAUGGCAGAGAAACCCCCGUGCCUAUGGAGGAAGGCAGCCUCUUGGAUGCAGAUAUGCUUAUGUCCGAGUUCACCGACACGCUGUUCUCCACACUGUCUUCACAUCAGCUGGUUUCCUGGCCAAAUUCCAGGGACAUAGCACACUUAGGAAAUGCUGACAUGAUUCAACCAGGGCUUAUUCCUCUCCAGCCAAAUUUUGAUUUUAUGGAUACUUUUGAGCCUUUUCAGGAUUUAUUCACACCCAGUCGUUCCAGUAAUUAUUUCCCUUCUGUGUCUGCUGUCAGCUCAGCUACAACAGACAGCAGCAGCCAUUCUUCCCAGUCUCCUGUCCUGCCGUCGGGUUCAUUGCCCAACACGCUUCCAGCAGGGAACAUCAAUGAUGGACUGAUUGCUUCCUCAGUACCUGCUCCUGUCAUUCCUGAUGUUGGCACUGACCAGUGUUCCAGCAUUAGAAGUGGGGGAUCUUUCAUCCAGCCAGCAGACUUCACUCCUGACUCAUCUCUCAGCGGGCCACAAACUUUUAUGCCAGUGUUUCAAACGCCCUUGCCACUGCUUCAACCUGCGACACAACAGCACCAGUCCCCGUUGCCUGCAGUGCCUCUGAAUUCUAGCUUAAGCUCUCCGCCAGCUGCAUUUGCUGCACCAGAAACCCAGAAGUUUGGCCUCUGUGAAUCUACAGUUAUCACCCACACAGCUUCUGCUACGUUGACCCACAAUGCCCCUGCCACCACUUUCAGCCAGAGCCAGAACCUUGUCCUGGCAACACAGCAGCCAGGUGCAGGAGUGCCUUGUAACCUGGCUUUCCAGACUACUGUCCUGCAGGGGCAGCCCCGGCCCCAGCUGCUAUCCCAAAUGACAUUUGCACUCCCCAAAGCUGUUCCUCUGGCCAGUGCUGGGAUAAGGCCCAAACAGUCACAAAAAAUAGUGCCUGCUCCGAAGCCUGAAACAGUGUCCUUAUUGUUAAAGAAUGCCUUCAUCACCCCAGCUGCCUUUCAGGGACAGUCCAGAACUGUGAUUGUAACUCCAGCACCUUUAAAAAGAGAGGGGAUUUUGACGCCACCCACGUCUCAGUCUAAUGUUGCAAUUGCACCAGCUGGAAUUGUCAGAGCUCCCGGGGUGACGGAGUUCCGUAGUAACAUUCUGGUUGGUCCACCACAGCGAGCACCAAGUAGUCAACAAACCCAGUCCACAGUCUCACAUCUCUUCUCUCCUAGUGUAGUCCAGGAUGUGUUGGUGAAAGGAGAGCAAAUCCCUUCCCACAGUAGCAGUUCACAAGUUCCCUCACCUACACCUAGCCGAGACUGUCAGAAUUCAGGCCAAGCUUCCCCCUGCACCUCUGAGCAGAGCCCCAGUCCACAGUCUCCCCAGAACAGCUGCUCAGGAAAACCUGCCACUGACCCUAAUAUGGCUGCACUUAAGAAUCGAAGAAUGAAGCAUAUUUCAGAACAAAAACGAAGGUUUAACAUCAAGAUUGGUUUCAGUGCUCUGAACAGCUUGGUUUCAGCUAACUCCAAGUCGAUCAGCCAUGCAAUCACGCUCCAGAAAACAGUAGAAUAUAUCGCUAAACUACAGCAGGAAAGAACACAGAUGCAAGAGGAAACCAGGCGCCUUCGGGAAGAAAUCGAGGAGCUAAACGCUACCAUCAUUUCUUGUCAACAGCAGCUCCCUGCUACCGGAGUUCCCGUAACAUGGCAAAGAUUUGACCACAUGAGGAGGAUGUUUGAUGAGUACGUGAGAAGCAGGACCCUGCAGAACUGGAAGUUUUGGAUUUUCAGCAUUAUUAUUAAGCCAUUGUUUGAGUCCUUCAAUAGGAUGGUUUCCACAACAAGCUUUAAGGAUCUGAAUCAAACUGCAAUGGCCUGGUUGGAUCAGCACUGUUCUCUUCCUGUUCUGAGGCCAAUGGUGCUGAACACCCUCCGGCAUCUAAGUACAACCACCUCAAUUCUGUCAGAUCCAUCGUGUCUGCCAGAGCAAGCCGCUGAGGCAGUUAUCAAGAUGAACAAAACAGUUGGUGAAACCUAACAACCAAAGACAAUGAGUUGCUUAUACAAGGUGUGGAGAACCUGCCAGUCUGGUAGCCUGGCGAGUCUCCUUUCAGUUGGUGCACUUUAGAAAGAAUUCUCUCCAUCACCUGAGACAUUGUUCAGGGCAUCUGGCUCUGCCUUCAGAAUAUGUGGAAGUAUGAUGCAACGUUGUCAUAACGUUUUGAUUCCUCUUCAGUGCUGUGCUGUACUCCGUUAAGUGAGAAAACACCAAGCUCAGGUAAAUUUAGCAGGUUUGAGUCCUGCAGGCAGCAAUAUAUCUCCAUCAAUGCAGCAUGCAUCUAUAUGCAACAAACAUAUUUCUAUGAAACAGCUUCAAGUACUAAGUUCUCUGAAGUGUAAAUCUUGUACACCAAGGGAUGUUCUCUUCAAGGGGAAAUAUACUUUCAAUUUCAUGAAACAAAAUGUGCUUUUUAUUUUGUUUUCUGAUAUUCAGUUCCAUUUGUUUUACUUGAAUAGUGAAAAUUGUUAAACAGGAUCAUAUUAAAAACCAAAGGAGAAGAAAAAUCCGUCAAUGAUGUCAACUUGUGGCAAAAAUACUAGAGUUAAAAUCUCAGGCUGUGUUUUGUGUAUUUUUAUUUUAAUGAGUGUAUCAUUGCAUGUGAUCAGUUUCAAGACAUGCUUUAUUUUCUAGCAAAUAAAGUAGCUGAUUUUUAUUAUUUUUCCUGAUACAGCCAUUGCAAGUGAGUAGCAGGCUGUGCAGUAAGUGCAAGAAAGCAGUUUUAGAUUGCAUAGACUCUGCAGUUAGGAUAGGUACAUUAAUUUCAUACCCAUUUAAUCUGCGAACUGUUUUCUUGCACUCUGCAGAGUUCAGCUGCCUUCCUCAUAAAAUAUGUGCAUAUAAAACACAUCCAUAGAUAAAUGUAGUAAUGCUUCAGAGACAAGAAUUGAGUUUGUAAUGUUAAGAAAUUGGCUUUUUUAUCUCAGAAACUGUAUCAAAUCAUGUGGAUUUGUAGUCAGUUCUUUGCUUCUUCAUCUUUUUUGCUUGUUCUUUUUGCCUUCUAUCUGAAAAACGUGAAGGACAGCUAAAUUUGGUCAGUAUGGGAAGGUUAUGUUCAACAUUAAUUAUAAAACAUAUAAAAAUAUGUUUAAAACCCCAAAUACUGCAUAACAUUUUUCUGUGACAGUCUUAGCAAGUACUGUGCUCUGCUGCAGAUAAACUUAGUCUGGUUACAGCAGUAAUAGUCUGUCCAUCCUGAGACAGCACUGGGAUAUUCAUUCCAGCUGGUUGUUCACAGUCUGGAAUUAUUUUAUGACCCUUGUAAUUCCACUCCUUACUUGAUUCUGAUUCUUAAGAGCUAUGCAAACUGUGGGUAAUGUUUCUCUGGUACCUCCCCUGAGUAGUUUUCCUCCAAUUUCAAAGGCAGGCUGCCUGGAGGUGAUUAGCAGGCUAUCACAGUGCUAAAAAGAGGAGCAGCUAAAACAUUUGGGCAUUGCACAUGCUGAAAUGGGGUCAGUAGGUUCUCCUUCGGCAGAUGUAGUUUUUAUCAGUGUUGUCCCCAGUCUUCUCCACUUGGUGGGCCUAAGUUUAAAAAGAAACAAUAGGCUUGGGGAGUGGGACUAAGCACAGGGAGUAUUUUUCUUUCUUCUUUGUCCUGAGAUUUUGCAGCUAAUGGCUUUCAUUGCAGAGUUCACUUAUGUUGGAGCAGGACUGUAGCAAAAAGAAAGCAUGAAACGUUAACCCCAGGGCCCUCUUCCUGAGCAGAGGUACUGUGAGUUGAGGAGUUGGGGGCUGAAGGGGACUGCUGGGGGGGAAAGGAACCUAAGAGGAAGACAAAAUGGCAUGAUCUAAGUACCAACAUGUCUUUCUGUAGCUGCGCAGACAAAUGAGGAGAUGGUCUUUUUUUUUUUUUUUUUUUUUUUUUUUUUUACAGUAGAUAGAUCUGACGUAUCAUUUGAAGUUUGUGGUACAUGUAAAAACCUGUGUCCCUGUGACAGAACCAACAAAAAUCCAGGCCUCAGCUAAAGAAUCGAUUGUUGAAAUAGUGUAUAAAGGUUGUCAUAGUAAUUAAAUAGUGAGUAGGUUUUCUGGGGGGACCUGUAUCUAGGUCUUUCAUACAUAAUGUUGUAAUCAAUUAAGCAGUAUUCUUUGGGAUGUAUCUGGAUAAAAAGUGUUGACUAAGUGUAAAUUCUUUUUUAAAUUAGUGCUUUAAAUCCUCCCAUUUUUAUCAUUGAUUGUGAACUUGAUUCCAGUGAAGUCAUUUAACACUGUGAUUAGCUGGGGAGCGUCCCUCAAGUUCUUUCUUUACUGGGCUAUCUCAUUGAGAUGCAUAGAUAUCUACAUGCGUAUUUGCAUGUUAAAAAUACGUAUCCGGUUUUCUAGAAAGAAAUCAGUAGGCAAAUUGUCCAAGAACAGACCCACUUGUGUUUUUGCUGUACUUUUCAGAUGAACAGAUUCUGUAAUGCCUCCCCUGCAGUGUGGUCUCCUGCUUGUCAGGCAGUGAUUGUGCUUGAUUUUUACCAUUACUAGUAUCAAUGACAUUAGAGUUUUGUCUCAACAAGCAAAGUGUACUACAGGCAUACUUCAGAGCCCAGGGAAUUCUGAUGACUUCUAAGCUUAAAUCCUAACAUCUCAGAUCUCACUGAAUGUAAGGUCCCUUUCAGCUUCCAAUCCAGGAAUAGGAAGGGGUAAUGUGACUGAACUGCUAAAAAUUUUGUCCAUUAGCAGUUUUUAUCUGGAUGUGGAUGGAAAAAUCAUCCUGCUCAUUGCACCAUGAGCUGUUUACAGUUGGAGGGAAAGUGCUUAUUUUAAUAAUUUGUGGUGGAGAAACAAGCUCAUGGCACUAUUAAAAGACUGCAAAUCUUAACAUAGUAAAGAGAAAAAAAAUUAAAUCAAAGAGCUUACUUAGGCAAGAGUGUAGGAGGGAGGGAAUGAAAAGUUAAAAGAAACUUUCCACGUAGUGCAAUUACCAGAAACGAUGUGGCUGCUCUUUGAAGCAGUGAUUCAGUGUAUUUUUCUCACCCUAUUAUUGCAAAUCAGAAUUCUUUUCUCUUAUCAGUCAACCUUGUGAGGGGUGUGAUUUCACUUCAUUUGGAAACGCAGGAGGAAAAAAGCUGUAUUAUGUCUCACAUCUGCACAGUGGAAGUACUGAGGAUUGGUAUGAAAAGAGAUUGACCACGUAUGUAUUAAUUCCUGCAUAGUUUUCCACUUUGGUUUAUAUUUGAACUCCUUAGUCUUGUCUUUCUUACCCAUUGAGGAGUCUAAAUACUGUAUUUCUUCAAAAAAAAAAAAAAAUUUGGUAACACUUUCUCCCCUAAUUUAAGUGGUCUAAUUUCCUCAGUGUCACCAAAGUAUACUUGAGCAA
Messenger RNA from Aquila chrysaetos chrysaetos, 6112 nucleotides. It is a transcript of the gene MLXIP, whose product is annotated as MLX interacting protein. Lineage: Eukaryota; Metazoa; Chordata; Aves; Accipitriformes; Accipitridae. Gene Ontology annotation, biological process: regulation of transcription by RNA polymerase II. The coding region runs from base 37 to 2787 and encodes 916 amino acids. The record is from RefSeq and is a predicted model, not a curated record. The transcript is spliced from 17 exons. Gene Ontology annotation, molecular function: RNA polymerase II cis-regulatory region sequence-specific DNA binding; DNA-binding transcription factor activity, RNA polymerase II-specific; protein dimerization activity. Gene Ontology annotation, cellular component: nucleus.